Penicillium manginii is the source of this 1353-nucleotide messenger RNA. RefSeq lists its product as uncharacterized. Bases 1 to 1353 code for a protein of 450 amino acids. The record is from RefSeq and is a predicted model, not a curated record. Lineage: Eukaryota; Fungi; Ascomycota; Eurotiomycetes; Eurotiales; Aspergillaceae. The transcript is spliced from 3 exons.
AUGCCUGCUGGACGACCCCAGGUCAACAUGGAGCCCUAUAAGGACCAAAUCAUUGUGCUCCUGACCCAGAAGACGCCUAUUAAUGUUAUACUAGACAUGUUGCACCAAAAAAACGGUCUCCAAAUAUCUCCUAGAACAUUCAAGCGCCGUACGCAGGCCUGGGGUAUCCAGCGACGAGCACCCACAGGCAUCACCAAUAACAGACCCUUACAAAUACGCGUCGAGACACUCAUCUGUGAGGGUAAUCUGUCUCCGAAAGAGAUACUCGAGGUUCUCGCCCGCGAUGGCACCCCUAUCUCCAACGACUCGCUUAAGCAAAUCCGUAGGCGGCUUGGUAUACGCCUUCACAUUGAUGAUAAGGACGAGCAGCGUCAGCAGGAGGACGAGAUACUAGAGGUACUGAAGGAGGAACAAGGCUUUGGGCUUAUUGAAGGGUCGCGCGGUGCCUAUAAAUGCCCUGGGCCAAACUUUGUAUGGCACAUUGAUGGAUAUAUGAAGCUAGAGCCUUAUGGGAUCGAGAUAUAUGCUGCGAUUGAUGGAUAUUCGCGUUAUGUUACCUGGUUCUAUGUUGGUAUAAGCACGCGAACUAGUUUCAGCGUUCUCCGUCAAUAUAUAGAUACAUUAUCGGCUACUGGCUUCCAACCGCGCACUAUCCGCUCCGACCUAGGCACUGAGACGAUGCUGAUCGCCGAUGCUCACUAUGCAUUACGGAAAGCCAUUGAUAUCGAUCCAAUGCUUCAGUUUUCUGACUGCUUUUGGUAUGGCCGUAGUGUCCAAAAUCAACGCAUCGAGUCCUGGUGGGGACAGCUUACAAGCUCUAUGAAUUUCGUGUGGCGUGAGCUCUUUAUUUGGCUACAGGACCAGGGCCACUUUCAGGCGACUAUCCCUGACCAGAUUGCUCUUCUUGCUGUAUAUAUGCCUUCUAUUAAGGACACAUGCGCGGAAUUUGUACUGACAUGGAACUCCCAUCGUAUAAGGAAGCAGAAAGGACGCCCCUAUAGUGUUCCAGGCAAGCCAUGGAUGAACUACUACUAUCCAGGGCAGGAUACUGAUGGACAGGAUAUCAAGGAUUACCAGCACACGCUUGACCCUGCUAUGCUUAGUGCUAUGCGAUAUGACGUGGAUGGCUGGGAUGCUGACGAAUAUCUCCCCAGGCAUACUAUGGAAUGGCGCCAUACUCAGUUGCUACAAAUGCAGUUUGACCCUGAAAGGCCACCAGUACGAGACGGCACCCGCCCAUAUGUGGAGAUCUACCUUCGGCUACGAGAGCGAGCCGUCUAUCAUACCCAAAUAGGUGCUAUUCCGAUCCUAUCACUGUGCGAGAAGCCCACUAUGUCUUCUGAUUGGGCAUAA